AUGCAUUUCCUCAAGACAUUGGUAGCCUCCUUGCUACCUUUAGCUGUUCUAGCUGCCAAAAAGCCCGCGGUCGAUAACUUUGAACGAUACCAUACCAAAUCUCUCUCAUCUACCCCAUUGAAGCUCGAUGAUAGUGUCUACAGCAAAUUGACCACUGCACCAAGAGAUUACUCUGUCGCCGUGUUGUUGACAGCUUUAGAAAAUAGAUUUGGUUGCCAAUUAUGUCGUGAAUUUCAGCCAGAAUGGGAUCUCUUGUCAAAGAGUUGGAUCAAAGGAGAUAAAAAAGGAGAAGCUCGCCUGCUCUAUGGAACACUUGAUUUCAUGGAUGGCAAAGGCACUUUUCAAUCUCUUAAUCUACAAACUGCUCCCGUCCUUCUACUGUUUUUACCUACCAUUGGCCCUCAUGCCUCUACAAUCAAUGGCCCCCUGAGAUACGACUUUACAAACGGCCCUCAAACUGCUGAACAAGUUCACUCUUGGAUUACUAGACAUCUCACCGAUCGACCACAUCCUCCAGUUCAACGACCCAUCAACUGGCUUCGUAUUGGCGCAGUUACCACUACUAUUCUAGGAACGAUCACUUUUAUCAGUGUUGCAUGGCCAUAUGUUUUACCAGUCGUUCAAAACCGAAAUGUUUGGGCUGCAAUCAGCUUGAUUGCCAUUCUUCUAUUCACUAGUGGUCAUAUGUUUAACCACAUUCGAAAAGUUCCAUACGUUGCUGGUGACGGACGUGGAGGUGUCAGCUACUUUGCAGGUGGAUUCUCAAAUCAAUAUGGAUUGGAAACACAAAUCAUUGCUGCUAUGUAUGGGCUUUUGUCCUUUGCAACAAUCUCUUUGGCUCUCAAAGUCCCACGUAUCUCAGACCCCAAAAUUCAGCAAGUCGCAGUCCUCGUAUGGGGUGGAGUUAUCUUCGUUAUGUACAGCUUCUUGCUUAGCGUUUUCCGUAUCAAGAACGGCGGAUACCCAUUCUGGCUUCCACCUUUCAGCUGA
This is a messenger RNA of Botrytis fragariae, 990 nucleotides long. RefSeq names its product putative dolichyl-diphosphooligosaccharide-protein glycotransferase protein. Lineage: Eukaryota; Fungi; Ascomycota; Leotiomycetes; Helotiales; Sclerotiniaceae. The record is from RefSeq and is a predicted model, not a curated record. The transcript has 3 exons. Bases 1 to 990 code for a protein of 329 amino acids. Gene Ontology annotation, cellular component: oligosaccharyltransferase complex.